Molecule: messenger RNA, 348 nt
Organism: Clonostachys rhizophaga
Lineage: Eukaryota; Fungi; Ascomycota; Sordariomycetes; Hypocreales; Bionectriaceae
Source: the annotation of a GenBank genome assembly
AUGGCUAAAGACGGUAUCCCCGUUUUCGGGCUGAGCAGCCGUGAAGCACUCAUUACUAUCUGCGAUUACAGGCACGUUUUGCUCUUGUUCUCCUCUUACUUGGUUCGCAACGAAUCCGACUUUAAAGUCAAAGAUCUGCUCGGAGCUGCGAUUUACGAGGGGGUAAAGCCGAUGAUCGUGUCGGAAAUAACCCGCGUUGAUGAUGUGAUCAACGAUGUGGGAGGCGGGGACAAGCCGGGGGUCUUGAACAGGCUGGGGGGUAAGCCGUGGAAGAUUCGAAGCAAAUGGAGAUGCCGGAUGAAAGAACAGCUAAUAUUCGCUCUGGAGAAAAGUCCCUUCGAGUGGUGA